Molecule: messenger RNA, 3430 nt
Organism: Acipenser ruthenus (sterlet)
Lineage: Eukaryota; Metazoa; Chordata; Actinopteri; Acipenseriformes; Acipenseridae
Product: gap junction gamma-1 protein-like
Exons: 3
Coding region: 235-1404 (389 amino acids)
Biological process (GO): cell communication
Cellular component (GO): connexin complex
Source: RefSeq, a predicted model, not a curated record
UUCUUUGUCCUCUCCUGGAUUUAGGACCCCGACUGAGGGACUGGGAAGGUCACAUGGUCCAAACUCAAACGGGUUAAAGGGGAGUCCUUUUGUUUCAUUUGAGAAAGGACAGUAAAUAAAGAGGAGUGCUGAAUAACAUUGGGACCAUUCCUUGAAGGAAUUAUCUACACAGUUGGCAGCAAAAGAGUUAUUAUUUCAUUUUAGUGCUGAGAGCCCCCCUACAGCAGUGACACCAUGAGUUGGAGCUUCUUGACACGGUUGCUGGAAGAGAUUCACAACCAUUCAACCUUUGUGGGGAAGAUCUGGUUUACCAUCCUUAUCAUCUUCCGCAUCGUGCUGACGGCCGUCGGAGGGGAGUCCAUCUACUAUGAUGAACAAAGCAAGUUUAUCUGCAAUACGCAGCAGCCUGGUUGCGAGAAUGUCUGCUAUGAUGCAUUUGCCCCCCUCUCCCAUGUGCGUUUCUGGAUCUUCCAGGUAAUCUUGAUCUCUACACCCUCCAUCAUGUACCUGGGCUUUGCCAUGCAUAAGAUUGCGAGGAGUGCUGAUGAGGACUAUAAUCCAAGGAGCAAGAAAAGGAUGCCAGUGAUCCAGAGAGGGGCGAGCAGGGAUUACGAGGAAGCCGAGGAUAACGGUGAAGAAGAUCCCAUGAUCUUUGAGGACAUUGAGCCAGAAAAAGAGGAAAAAGUGGAGAAGCAGAAGCAGAAACAGCACGAUGGGAGACGGAGGAUCAAGCAGGAUGGGCUGAUGAAGGUGUAUGUUCUGCAGCUGCUGACUCGCUCAAUCUUUGAGGUGGCCUUCCUCUUUGGCCAGUAUAUCCUAUAUGGCUUUGAGGUGAUGCCUUCCUAUGUUUGCAGCCGUAGCCCGUGUCCCCACACUGUGGAUUGCUUUGUCUCAAGACCCACAGAAAAGACCAUCUUCCUUCUCAUCAUGUAUGUGGUGAGUGCUCUUUGUCUUGUCAUGGAUAUUCUUGAAAUGUUUCACCUGGGUAUUGGUGGCAUUCAGGAUUUCCUCGGCAAGAAACCCACGAAGCCAGUGAUUAACAUGGAUAUAAAAUCUCCAAUUUCUAGGCGUCGGUCUUCGGCUCCACCAGGCUACCACACAGCCCUCAAGAAGGACACCAAGGGCAAGAUGUCAAAUGGUAUCAAGCAAGGAUACAGGGAUAACCUAGCUGAGACUGGUAGGGACUCCUUCAGGGAUGAGCCUUCUUCCAGGGAGUUGGAGAGGCUGCGACAGCACCUGAAGAUGGCCCAAGAGCACCUAGACCUGGCUUUCCAGAUGGACACCACCAGCCCAUCACGCAGCAGCAGCCCAGAGUCCAACGGCACUGUAGCUGAGCAGAACCGACUGAACUUUGCGCAGGAGAAGGAGGGAGGUGCUUGCGGAAAAGGAGGAAUUGGAGCCUGAUCUGUCCAAACUGGAAUCUGCAUGCAAGCAUUGCUGCAUGCAGUCAUUGGAACCGACCUACGGAAACUCAGUAACUGGAAUGACAAUGAUAGAAUUGACAUAGGAAUCUUUUCCAUUUGCAGACUUGUUUUGUGAGGGUUGAAAUUGUCUUAAUCAGUGUUGCUUAGACCAGUAGAGGAAUGUCAAGAGUUGAUUGGGGACCCACAUUUUGCGCACCCACAUCUUAUUUGUUAUGGGCCUGAUAAUUCAAGCUGGAAUUAGUGCUUCAACCGCUUUAUGCCAAAUUUCUUGUUCUGGCCCAUUUAAGUUUGUGUCAGAAAUAUUCUGCUGAACACUGUUAUGGGCCAUAGGCCAUAUUAAUGUCUUUGUUUACAUUCCCAAGUCAUUCCAAAUAAUCAGCGUGCCAAUAAUAAAGGCAGCUGUUGCUUAUAUUUUUAUAAAAGCAGUUAUGUAAAAAUGAGGUAACCAAAAUGUACAAAAUCCCUUGGCUUCUGUUCAAUCAAACCCAGUCCAUGGAUGCUCUGUAGCAAAGUGUAGCAUGGGUUAGGUGAGUUUCUGUUUAUCAAGAAAUUUGCUGCACAUGUGUGGUUGUUGUUUUUUUAUUUGUUUUUUCCUCUAGAUAUGCACUUGAGAAGGGAGAGAUGCACUUGGAUAGGCACAACUGCUCUGGCUGUGGGAAGGAGUUAAAGUGAUUAGGAGAGGCAAGAGCCCUGCGUGCUUAUGGAGAGAACAUUGCUGAUUUUGUUUCUUCAUAAAGCACAAUUUCCAGGUUAAAAGUUUUGCAACUGCAAACUUCUUACCUUGCACAGAAGAGCAAAAAAACUAAGCUGCACAUUAUACCAAGUGCUUGUUUUCCCAACCCAAGUGCUAUGAUAUUACAGAAGCCUUUAUGGUGCCUUGUCCAUUUCAGAAACCUGGGAAAAGCUUGAAAUUUCCAUCUCAUUUUUUUUUCUACCAUUUAUUUUAGUUAGUCAUGUUUGCUUUUGUAGUCAUGUUAGUAACAUAUAUUUGUUUAAAAGACUGUAAUGUCCAAGUAGAAUGCUGAUUUAUCUAUAAAGACUUCUCGGUACUGGCUAUUUUUUCCCAUGUUUUCAAUGAUCUGUUAAGAUUUACUGUAAAACUUGCCACCUGUGCUGUACAAUGUGUACCUCUUUCUGUGAAUUAUUUUUAAACCAGUUUCUCAGGAUAAUCCAACUGGGAGUCCCUCAAGUCUUGUCGCGAUUCCAGUUAUUAGGAACCAAAAGUAGAAAUUGUGUAUUGUUUUGCAGAGGAAUUUAUAACCUCCUUUUACACAGUUCAACGCUGAGGUUUUAAAUAAACAUGACACAAUACUUCUGUACUUUUUUUUCCUAGUCUUAAUUUCCAUUGCUUUCACAGUACUGUGCUUUGUUUUUCAACCCUUCUGGUUUCAAGUUAGGUUUGCAUGUAUGUCUGGUAAAGAUUACUUGUUGCCAGUUCCAAUUAUUUAUAUUGUAAGUUACUUGCAUUUUGUUCUUUCAGUACUCUCAUUUUAAAGUGUUUUAGUUAAUCAUUUAGAAGUGUGUGGUCGUUGAUGCUCAAUUGUUUGACAUCUCUGGCACCAAACUACUGCACUCAGAAGCAUUUGUACUUGCAGUAUAUAUACCUUUUAAUUCAGAAGUUAUAAACUAUUCCACAUGUCAACCAGAUCACUGUUUCCACUGUCAAGUUUUAAUGGUGAUACACACUUGGAUUUCAAGUUUAAAACUUUGCUAAAGAAACCUUGCAUUGGAUGAUGAUUUAGAGAGAUCCCAAAAAAUAGGCAGUGGAAACCACUUUUGAUUUUGUGGUCUUUAGGCCUUAUCAAAGUAUACAUGUUUUUUGUGAACCAUCUUUUAUAUCUCAAGUGAGAGCCUAGAAUGAAGACUGCUAUAUGACUCAUAUUUUUGGACUGUUAAAUUGGUGAGCUACAGUACGUUUUAUACUUUAUAUAUAGUAUUUUUUUUCUUCUACAUUAUGGUUCUUGUAUUUCAGAAUUUAAGGAAAAAAUAAAAGUGUUUGCACUUCA